Lactuca virosa is the source of this 1652-nucleotide messenger RNA. Lineage: Eukaryota; Viridiplantae; Streptophyta; Magnoliopsida; Asterales; Asteraceae. The record is from the annotation of a GenBank genome assembly.
AUGGAAUGGAGUGAUGUGUUUGAUGAUUCUCGGAAUGAGACGAUUGAAUAUGAAGUGCUUAAAGAACUUAGACCUCCUCCUAAGUUAAAAAACCUCAAGAUUUUGAAUAACAUGGGAAUGAGUUUUCCCUGUUGGGUCGGUGAUCCCUCGUUUGAACAGUUAACAGAGCUUACAUUAUGUGGUUGUAGAAGUACACAUUUAAGACUUGGACAUAUGCGUUCUCUUAAGAAAUUGGUUGUUGAAAGGAUGAAUGAGGUGAAGACUGUGGGUUUUGAAUUACCUGCACCUACGAAUUCUUUUCCAUCACUUGAAGUUCUAACAUUCAAAGAUAUGCAAGGUUGGCAGAGAUGGUCAAUUGAUAGUGGGGAUGACCAUGGAACUCCUAGAUCAUUUCCUCGUCUUCAUGUGAUCUCUAUUAAAUGUUGUCCUGAACUAGCUGAAGUGUCAGUCGGAUUGAUACCUUCACUUCGGGUUUUAUAUAUAGAAGAAUGUUCUGAACCGUUGUUAAGAAGCAUGGUUGGUUUGUCCUCAUCACUUGUUAAAUUGAAAAUAGAGAAUGUUAAAGGACUUACUCAACUACAUGGAGACGAUUUAAUGCAUCUCGGGGCACUUAAAAAUCUUUGUAUUAAAAAUUGUGAUGAACUGAAAUACUUGUGGGAACAAGAAUCAGAGGCAUGCAAGAGUCUUGUGAGUUUACAGAAUUUGGAAGUACAGGAUUGUAAAAACUUUGUUUCAUCAGCCCAGAAAGAGGCCAAUAUUGGGAUCAGCAUGGAAUCACUUAAAUCUGUGAAAUUUAUUAAGUGUGAGACAUUGGAGAGUUACAAUUGUACAAAUACUGUUGAGAGGUUGGUCAUCAGUACUUGUGCUUCAAUAUCAUCCUUGACCUUCUCAGCAGUGCAGGAGCACCCAUCCCCUCUUACUGAAUUGAUAGUCAGUGAUUGUGGUAACAUACAACCCAAACCCAUUCCAGCAAAAGACUUCAGUUUGUCUCGCCUAACAUCUCUUGAGAUCAGUGAUUGCAAGAAUCUAAAGUCAUUUCCUUAUGAGCAUUUUCAAUGUCUCACAUCUUUGGAAGACAUGUGGAUACGAGAUUGUCCAAGUAUGGACUACUCCUUUCCUUGUGGGGUGUGGCCUCCUAAUUUAAGCAAAUUAAAGAUAGGAGGCUUAAAUAAGCCCAUGUCAGAGUGGGGUCCACAGAGUUUUCCUACCUCACUAGUUGACCUAUUGUUAUUUGGCGAAAAUUCAGGAGUGGUUUCAUUUGCAGUGGCGGACAAUGUGAGGAAUACUAUUACUCCAUCAUCAUCAUCAUCAUCAUCUUUUCUUCUUCUUCCACCAUCUCUGGUUUUUCUAGAAGUCAAUGGUUUUAAGGAUGUGGAAUCAUUUUCAGAGUGUGUGGACGUAGAAAAGGUGCACGUUGGAUCAAGGCUGUCUACAUGAUGUCAGCGAGGCAAAUCAGCUAAAUAUGCAUGGGGAUGCACGUUGAAAAAAGUUAUAAGACAAUCAAGGGUACGAGUAAAUACCAAAUACAAAUUCCAUAUUUGGGAUGAAUGGUGGAUGAACUGUUGUAUAGCUUCACUGAAUUGUACUUAGAUGUAGUAAUUAUCAAACAUAUUUUGUUUUGGGAUUUUAUUUAAAAACUAGUUUAUAAAAAA